UACCACUCCCAGAACGCAGCGCGAAACUUCCGGUUUUUGGCGCGAGGGCCUGAGUGAGUGUUUACACCGGCGGCUUUUUGCGGCCGGGUUCCUUCCGCGGGACGGGGAAAAAGAGAGCGCGCGAAAGAGAGAGGAUGUCUCUCUCAGACUGGCAUCUGGCUGUGAAGCUGGCUGACCAGCCACUUGCCCCAAAAUCUAUUCUUCAGUUGCCAGAGACAGAACUAGGUGAAUACUCACUAGGGGGCUAUAGCAUUUCAUUUCUAAAGCAGCUUAUUGCUGGAAAACUCCAGGAAUCUGUUCCAGACCCGGAGCUGAUUGAUCUGAUUUACUGUGGCCGGAAGCUAAAAGAUGACCAAACUCUUGACUUCUAUGGCAUUCAGCCUGGGUCCACAGUUCAUGUUCUCCGAAAAUCAUGGCCUGAGCCUGAUCAGAAACCAGAACCUGUGGACAAAGUGGCUGCCCUGAGGGAGUUCCGGGUGCUGCACACUGCCCUGCACAGCAGCUCCUCCUACAGGGAGGCGGUCUUUAAGAUGCUCGGCAAUAAGGAAUCUCUGGAUCAGAUCAUUGUGGCCACUCCGGGCCUCAGCAGUGACCCCAUUGCUCUGGGGGUUCUUCAGGACAAGGACCUUUUCUCUGUGUUUGCUGAUCCCAACAUGCUGGAUACAUUGGUGCCUGCUCACCCUGCCCUAGUCAAUGCUAUCAUCCUGGUUCUGCACUCGGUAGCAGGCAGCACCCCAAUGCCAGGAGCUGAGUCCUCUUCACGGAGCAUGCCCUCCAGCUCAUACCGAGAUAUGCCAGGUGGCUUCCUGUUUGAAGGGCUCUCAGAUGAGGAGGAUGACUUUCACCCAAGUACCCGGUCUACGCCCUCUAGCAGUACACCCAGCUCACGCCCAGCAUCCCUGGGAUACAGUGGAGCUGCUGGGCCCCGGCCCAUCACUCAGAGUGAGCUGGCCACUGCCCUGGCCCUGGCCAGUACUCCAGAGAGCAGUUCUCACACACCAACUCCUGGCACUCAGGGCCAUUCUUCGGGGACUUCACCAAUGUCCUCUGGUGUCCAGUCAGGGACACCCAUCACCAACGAUCUUUUCAGCCAAGCCCUCCAGCAUGCCCUGCAGGCAUCUGGGCAGCCCAACCUUCAGGGCUGGAGAAAUGGCUUAGAAGUUAAGAGCACUUACUGCUCUUCUAGAGGACCCAGAGCCAGUGGCAGCCCCAGCUGCAGCAGUUGCGUGACAUGGGCAUCCAGGAUGAUGAGCUGAGCCUACGGGCCCUACAGGCCACUGGAGGGGACAUCCAAGCAGCCUUGGAACUCAUCUUUGCUGGAGGAGCCCCAUGAACUCCCUACUCCGCAGCCCCCAGCAAGUUGCAGUGGCUGUUUCCAUUUGAAGGCACUUGUGAAGGUGCUUCCAGCUCUCCCCUCCCCAAUAUAGCUGACAGUCAACUUUUC
Messenger RNA from Nannospalax galili (Upper Galilee mountains blind mole rat), 1444 nucleotides. RefSeq names its product ubiquitin like 7 (gene Ubl7). The record is from RefSeq and is a predicted model, not a curated record. Gene Ontology annotation, cellular component: cytosol. Gene Ontology annotation, molecular function: polyubiquitin modification-dependent protein binding. NCBI's taxonomy places the organism in Eukaryota, Metazoa, Chordata, Mammalia, Rodentia, Spalacidae. Gene Ontology annotation, biological process: ubiquitin-dependent protein catabolic process. The transcript is spliced from 12 exons. The coding region runs from base 135 to 1256 and encodes 373 amino acids.